Messenger RNA from Daldinia caldariorum, 810 nucleotides. RefSeq names its product marvel domain-containing protein. Gene Ontology annotation, cellular component: membrane. Bases 186 to 668 code for a protein of 160 amino acids. The transcript is spliced from 2 exons. Lineage: Eukaryota; Fungi; Ascomycota; Sordariomycetes; Xylariales; Hypoxylaceae. The record is from RefSeq and is a predicted model, not a curated record.
ACAGUUCAAUCCGAUAAUAAAUACCUGGUUAGCUGCCUAGCAAAUGUUUCACCUUGUCUUUCUUCUUUACUGGCAUAACCAUCAUAUACCACUGGUUGAGCCUGUUCCUCUCCCAUAUCUUGCUUAGGUAUAAGCAGUUUUUUAUAAGAACAAUAGAAAAUAGUUGACAUCUACAUACGUUCAAGAUGAUCUUGACAGACAUCUUCUCCAUGAUCCUCCGCCUGGCGGAGCUGGCGUUCGGAGCCAUCGUCGCCGGAAUCAACGGGCAGUAUCUCCACGCUGUCAGGCAUACAGAUAGUUGGGACCAGGGCCGUUUCAUCUACACCGAAGUGGUAGCUGGUAUUGCCAUCUUCCUUUCCAUUAUUUGGCUCUUCCCGUUCUCGGGUAGUUUCGUUCACUGGCCUGUCGACCUUAUUAUUUCCAUCUGUUGGUUCGUUGCUUUCGGGCUCCUUGUCGACUAUCUCAAUGGCGGCUGCGGAUAUGCCUUCGAUUGGGGUAAUGUUUCCUUCCGCAAUAGUGACCAGUGCGGAAAAUGGAAAGCCGUCAUGGCCUUCUCUUUCCUGUCCGCUAUUUGCUGGCUCGUUUCAGCAAUCGUCGGUAUCGUCUGGGUGCGGGAUCACGAGGCCCGAGCUUACCGUCGCCGAAGAUGGCGCGGUUCCCGUGUCUAAGAGACACUCGCUCUUAGACACUCGCAAUGAAAUCAACACCCGGGGUUUAUACCGCUUGUAGCUUAUGUUCGGCGCCCGAUCCGCAAAGACAUUCGACCACCCCGUAUACCGUUUAUCGGCGGCGAAGACCCUCCCCUUUUUU